UUAUCAAAACUAAACCCUAACCCCUCCCUAUGGAUUAGUGAACCCAUGGGAAAAUAUUUAAAUUCUAUACCUUUCAAAUUCAAAAAAAUAUAUUUUAAAAUCGUUUUUAAUCAUAUUUUGAUGAUUUUUUCGAAAAUAUGGAAAACAACGUUUUUGGAUUUUUGAAAUAUUUUUAUCAAAUUUUAUAAAUCAAAUAAAAAAUAUUAACGUUUCCAUUUUAAUUUUAUGAUUUUUCGUUUGACAUAUAAAAUUAAAAGAACAAAAAGGUCCUUUUGAAAUUGUGUUAUGAAAUAUAGGGACAUGAGAGGAGAUGAUUCCCUUCCUUUCUUCAAUUUGCCACGUCACUAUUUCCUUUUUAAGUCGACUCUUAUCCAUCCUCCAAUAAAUACAAUGCAAACUGGUUAUGUAACGUAACAAACAUCAUAAAUGUGAUGAGAUAAAAUAUCACCAAACGAUGAAUUAUUGAAGCCCCCACUUGUUUUUCAUUUUCGUGUAUUUGAAAGCCAACUACACCAAUAACUACAAGACCAUAUAUCACUAUUAAAUAAAAUUGCCGUCGUCAUCUUAUUAAUUACCCAAUUCGUGUAACUGUUGGAUCCAAUACUAUUGCGUUAUGCUAAUAUGUAGUACUCCAUUGAUUUAUUUGUAGCUAAAUCAGUGUGAACGUGCACUUGUAAUUCAAACAUGAUUUAAAGUCCAAUGAAAAAAGUCAACUGUUACACCAAAAAAAAAAAGGGUUAACUGAUAGCUGAACAGACAGUUUGAUGUCUAGACAGAAUUUAAGAGAGGUCCGAGUGGAAUUAAUUUCAUAGAGACCCAGAGAUUUGUUAUUAUUGCUUAAUAAUAUGGAUAUAGUUUAUCAUGAAAGUGAUACUGGCGGCUUAAAUGACAUACUAUAUACCAAACCUUUUAUACGUUUCUUUUUGGUACAAAUCACCAACUUUUUCAAUCACAAACACCAAUGUCACACCCGUGUCUGCAUUUGCGUCUGAUCUCUGUACUCUUACUCUGCUGUAUCCUCUUCGCUUCACACGUCUUAAUGAUCACUGCUCUUGCUUGUCGUCCCGACCAGAUCCGGGCUCUCAUGCAAUUCAAGAACGAGUUCGAAUCCAACGGUUGCAACCGUAGCGACUAUCUCAACGGUGUCCAGUGCGAUAACUCGACUGGUGCGGUCACGAAGCUACAACUCCCAAGUGGCUGCUUCACUGGAGUUCUCAAAACCAACAGUAGUCUCUUUGGCUUCAAACACCUUCGUUACCUCAACAUCUCUCAUAACAACUUCACGUCCUCUUCACUCCCUUCUGAAUUCAACAGUCUCAAAAGAUUAGAGGUUUUGUCUCUUUCCUCUAAUGGUUUCAUUGGCCAAGUUCCUUCCUCAUUUAGUAACUUAAUCCAUCUCACCCAUUUAAACCUUUCACACAACGAGCUCACUGGUAGUUUCCCACUUGUGAAAAAUCUCACCAAGCUCUCGUUUCUAGACCUUUCUUACAAUCAGUUCUCAGGAACCAUACCUUUUGAUUUACUUCUCACUAUGCCCUUCUUGUCUCACCUUGAUUUGAAAAAGAAUAGUCUCACUGGUACAUUUGAAGUUCCAAACUCUUCUUCUUAUUCUAGGCUAGUGUAUUUGUCCCUCGGCCAAAACCAAUUUGAAGGGAAAAUCCUUGAGCCUAUCUCAAACUUCAUCAACCUCAAACAUCUUGACGUUUCGUCCCUAAACACAAGCUACCCAAUAGACUUAAGCAUCUUCUCUCCUCUCAAAUCUUUGUUGGUGCUUCACCUUUCUAGAAACAGGUUAUUACCAGCCAGUCUAAAUUCUUCAGACAUCCCAUUGAGCUUAGAAAGCUUAGUCAUGCCACGGUGUGACAUUACCGAGUUCCCAAACAUCUUAAAGACACUUCAAAACUUGCAACACCUAGACAUUUCCAGCAACAUGAUCAAAGGAAAAAUCCCUGAAUGGCUUUGGAAGCUUCCUCAUCUCAGCCUAGUGAACCUUGUGAACAAUUCUUUCACCGGCUUCGAAGGCUCUUCAGAUGUUUUACUUAAUUCAUCAGUUCAGUUACUAGAUUUUGCAUAUAACUCCAUGACAGGAGAGUUUCCUCUUCCACCACCUAAUAUCAUCUACUUGUCAGCGUGGAACAAUAGCUUCACAGGGACCAUACCUCUCCAAGUUUGCGACCGAAGCUCUCUCACCGUUCUUGAUCUGUCCUACAACAAACUCACCGGUCCAAUACCUCAAUGUUUGAGUAACUUAAAGAUAGUGAACCUCAGGAAGAACAGCUUGGAAGGAAGUAUACCUGAUGAGUUCUAUAGCGGCGCUUUCACACAAACACUUGACGUUGGCUACAAUCAACUAACCGGGAAGCUUCCAAGAUCGCUUUUAAAUUGCUCAUUUUUGAGGUUUCUAAGCGUUGACAACAACAUGAUCGAAGACACUUUUCCUUUCUGGCUCAAGGAUUUACCAAACUUGCAAGUCUUUACCCUCCGUUCAAACAGAUUCUUUGGCCAUCUCUCUCCUCCUGAUCAAGGUCCACUCUCGUUUCCCGAGCUGCGGAUACUUGAGUUAUCGGAUAAUAACUUUACUGGAAGAUUGUCACAAACUUUCUUUGUUAACUGGAAAGCAUCAGCGAUCAAGGUAGAUGAAGAUGGGCGGAUUUAUAUGGGAGACUACAAGCAUGCUUAUUAUGUCUAUGAAGAUACUAUGGAUUUGCAAUACAAAGGUCUAUUCAUGGAGCAAGGGAAGGUUCUUACUUCAUACAACACCAUUGAUUUCUCUGGAAACAAACUUGAAGGACAGAUUCCUGAAUCUAUUGGUCUUUUGAAGGCAUUGAUUGCGCUCAACUUAUCGAAUAACGCCUUCACAGGCCACAUUCCUCUGUCUUUAGCAAAUGUUACGGAGCUGGAGUCGCUAGACCUAUCAAGAAACCAACUCUCAGGGACUAUUCCUAGGGAACUUGGAAGCCUCUCGUUUUUGGCGUACAUAAGUGUGGCUCAUAACAACCUCAUGGGUGAAAUACCACAAGGACCACAGUUUAGUGGGCAAGCUGAAACAUCAUUUGAAGGGAAUGCAGGUCUGUGUGGUCUUCCUCUCCAAGGAAGUUGCUUUGCGCCACCGACACAACAGCCUGAGGAAGAUGAUGAAGAAGAGGAAGAAGUCUUGAACUGGAAAGCAGUGGUUAUAGGGUAUGGGCCUGGAUUGUUAUCUGGAUUGGUAAUAGCACAUGUUAUUGCUUCAUACAGGCCAAAGUGGUAUCUCAAGAUAGUUGGUCUGGAUAAGCCUAAGGAAGUAAAACCAGUUAGAUUCUUUGCGUCUUUGGAUUCAAGAUGGGACAGUUAUGAUAAUCAUGUAGAACGUGAAAGUGAUACGUAACUAUUGUAUGUUUUCAGAUUAUGUAAGAAAGAGGUCUUAGUUGAGAUCUCUCUUUUGGCUGAUGA
This is a messenger RNA of Brassica rapa (field mustard), 3432 nucleotides long. Its product is annotated as receptor like protein 26. The record is from RefSeq and is a predicted model, not a curated record. Gene Ontology annotation, molecular function: protein binding. NCBI's taxonomy places the organism in Eukaryota, Viridiplantae, Streptophyta, Magnoliopsida, Brassicales, Brassicaceae.